Solanum verrucosum is the source of this 3182-nucleotide messenger RNA. RefSeq names its product beta-galactosidase. The transcript is spliced from 19 exons. The coding region runs from base 275 to 2794 and encodes 839 amino acids. The record is from RefSeq and is a predicted model, not a curated record. Gene Ontology annotation, cellular component: cell wall; vacuole. Gene Ontology annotation, molecular function: carbohydrate binding; beta-galactosidase activity. Lineage: Eukaryota; Viridiplantae; Streptophyta; Magnoliopsida; Solanales; Solanaceae. Gene Ontology annotation, biological process: carbohydrate metabolic process.
UUUCUUCUUUGUUCUUUUGCUCAGCACUAGAAAAAAAGUAUGGACUGCCGGUAUAAACAUAAAAAAGAACAAAAAAGAAGAAAAUUCCUCAGGCAACAAUAACAGCUGUUUUCCCUUCAAUACUUUUUUUUCAAUCCCUAUAUAAUUGCAAGAAUAGAAUAAAGUUUGCAACUUGAUAAAAAAAAAGGAAUAAUAAGGUGUGGGGGUUGAGAGGAAGUUAGUUCAUUAGUUCAGUGCCUUGUAAAGGCACAAUCUUGAUUCUUGAUUUGUCUCAAUGCUGACAAAUAUGGGUUCUUGGAUAGCAAUGUUGCUGAUGUUGUUAUUGUGUUUAUGGGUUUCUUGUGGAAUUGCUUCUGUUUCAUAUGACCAUAAAGCUAUCAUUAUAAAUGGACAAAGAAAAAUUCUCAUUUCUGGAUCCAUUCACUACCCUAGAAGCACCCCUGAGAUGUGGCCAGAUCUUAUUCAGAAGGCAAAAGAAGGGGGAGUGGAUGUUAUACAGACUUAUGUUUUCUGGAAUGGGCAUGAGACUGAAGAAGGGAAAUAUUAUUUUGAAGAGAGGUAUGAUUUAGUGAAGUUCAUCAAAGUGGUGCAAGAAGCAGGACUUUAUGUCCAUCUUAGGAUUGGACCUUAUGCAUGUGCUGAAUGGAAUUUUGGGGGUUUUCCUGUUUGGCUGAAGUAUGUUCCAGGUAUCAGUUUCAGAACAGACAAUGAGCCUUUCAAGGCUGCAAUGCAAAAGUUCACUACUAAGAUUGUUGAUAUGAUGAAAGCAGAAAAGCUCUAUGAAACUCAGGGUGGUCCAAUUAUUCUAUCUCAGAUAGAAAAUGAAUAUGGACCUAUGGAGUGGGAACUAGGUGAACCUGGUAAAGUUUACUCAGAGUGGGCAGCCAAAAUGGCUGUGGAUCUUGGCACUGGUGUCCCAUGGAUCAUGUGCAAGCAAGAUGAUGUUCCUGAUCCUAUUAUUAAUACCUGCAAUGGUUUCUACUGUGACUACUUCACACCAAAUAAGGCUAAUAAACCCAAGAUGUGGACUGAAGCCUGGACAGCCUGGUUUACUGAAUUUGGAGGUCCAGUUCCUUACCGUCCUGCAGAGGAUAUGGCGUUUGCUGUCGCAAGAUUUAUACAAACGGGAGGCUCCUUCAUCAAUUACUAUAUGUAUCAUGGAGGAACAAACUUUGGAAGGACAUCUGGUGGCCCAUUUAUUGCUACUAGUUAUGACUAUGAUGCACCCCUAGAUGAAUUUGGGUCAUUACGGCAGCCUAAAUGGGGUCAUCUGAAAGAUCUACAUAGAGCAAUAAAGCUCUGUGAGCCAGCUUUAGUAUCUGCAGAUCCAACUAUGACAUCCUUGGGAAACUAUCAAGAGGCACGUGUUUUUAAGUCGGAGUCUGGGGCCUGUGCUGCCUUCCUAGCAAAUUACAACCAGCACUCUUUUGCUAAAGUGGCAUUUGGGAACAUGCAUUAUAACUUGCCACCCUGGUCUAUCAGCAUUCUUCCUGACUGCAAGAACACUGUCUAUAAUACUGCAAGGGUUGGUGCUCAAAGUGCUCAGAUGAAGAUGACUCCAGUCAGUAGAGGAUUCUCAUGGGAGUCAUACAAUGAAGACGCAGCAUUGCAUGAAGACGAUACUUUCACAGUUGUUGGGUUAUUGGAGCAGAUAAAUAUCACAAGAGAUGUAUCUGAUUACUUGUGGUAUAUGACUGACAUUCAGAUUGAUCCAACAGAAGGAUUUUUGAAUAGUGGAAAUUGGCCUUGGCUUACGGUCUUCUCUGCUGGCCAUGCAUUGCAUGUAUUUGUGAAUGGUCAAUUAGCAGGAACUGUGUACGGAAGUUUAGAGGACCCAAAACUAACUUUCAGCAAUGGUAUAAAUCUGAGAGCUGGUGUGAACAAGAUUUCUUUGCUAAGCAUUGCUGUUGGUCUUCCGAACGUUGGCCCUCAUUUUGAGACAUGGAAUGCUGGUGUUCUUGGACCAGUUUCACUUAAUGGACUUAACGAGGGAACAAGAGAUUUAACAUGGCAGAAAUGGUUCUACAAGGUUGGUCUAAAAGGAGAAGCCCUGAGUCUUCAUUCACUCAGUGGUAGCCCAUCCGUGGAGUGGGUGGAAGGCUCUUUAGUGGCUCAGAAGCAGCCACUCAGUUGGUAUAAGACUACAUUCAAUGCUCCAGAUGGAAAUGAGCCUUUGGCUUUAGAUAUGAAUACCAUGGGCAAAGGUCAAGUAUGGAUAAAUGGUCAGAGCCUCGGACGCCACUGGCCUGCAUAUAAAUCAUCUGGAAGUUGUAGUGUCUGUAACUAUACUGGCUGGUUUGAUGAAAAAAAGUGCCUAACUAACUGUGGUGAGGGCUCACAAAGAUGGUACCAUGUACCCCGGUCUUGGCUGUAUCCUACUGGAAAUUUGUUAGUUGUAUUCGAGGAAUGGGGAGGAGAUCCUUACGGAAUCACUUUAGUCAAAAGAGAAAUAGCAAGUGUUUGUGCUGAUAUAUAUGAGUGGCAACCACAGUUGUUGAAUUGGCAGAGGCUAGUAUCUGGUAAAUUUGACAGACCUCUCAGGCCUAAAGUCCAUCUUAAGUGUGCACCUGGUCAGAAGAUUUCUUCAAUCAAAUUUGCAAGCUUUGGAACACCAGAGGGAGUUUGUGGAAGCUUCCAGCAGGGAAGCUGCCAUGCUCCGCGCUCAUAUGAUGCUUUCAAAAAGAAUUGUGUUGGGAAAGAGUCUUGCUCAGUACAGGUAACACCAGAGAAUUUUGGAGGCGAUCCUUGUCGAAAUGUUCUAAAGAAACUCUCAGUGGAAGCCAUUUGUAGUUGAUGAUCCUGAGUAUACAAGUGAUAAAAAUACUUAACCACUCCUAUAAACAUUUUUCGAACGAGCUACUAGACAUCCAUAAAUCCACACUACCAUUUUUUUGGCUCUGCUGGGGUUGAAGUUGUACAGUUCAGCAACACACCUCUUUGAUCAAAGCUCACCUGAUUACGAAGAUGAUUGGCAAAAGAUUCUGUACAUGUGAGGUUUCGUCUAAUUACACAUCAAGACAUUUCUUGAUGAGCCGAUGUGCAAAUUUUGUUUGUGUUAGGGUGAGAGACUUGGAAAGCAUUUUGCUUCCAUGAACUUCAACAUUGUACAAUCAUAAUGUAUGUAAGAAAGCAAUAAUUCAUUGCUUUGCACAUAGAGAAAUGCUUUUUACUAUGUUGUAGUA